GACAGAGCACUGAAAAUUGUUUGUCUGUUUCCUCAGUGAAUUUUCAACCACAGGGCAUUACGCAAACACAGGGAGAUUAGUUGGAGAUAUUUCGGAGAUUUAUUGGAUACCUUCUGAAGGCAGAAGAAGACUGUUUUUGAUGGCUCCCAGUUCGCUGACAUCCUGCGCCUUGUGCCAGGCCAAAGCAUCGCAAUUGUGCGCCGCCUGCAGGAAUGUGGUGUAUUGCAGUCGGGAGCACCAGAAGGAGCAUUGGAAGAAAGGUCACAAGUCGGAAUGCAAGUGCUUCGAAGUAGCCACCAACGAAAUCUUGGGCAGGCAUCUAAAGGCCACCAGAGAUAUCAAAAUCGGAGAGCAGAUCUUCAAGGAGGCUCCACUGAUUGUGGGUCCAAAAGUCGCCUCCGCUCCACUUUGCUUGGGCUGCCACAGGAAUUUAUUAGCUCCCGAGAAACCCAACGGAAAUUACUACAAAUGCAGCUCCUGCAGUUGGCCUUUAUGUGGCAGGGAAUGCGAGGAAUCCCCUCACCACAAAGCCGAGUGCCAACUGAUGUCGGGUAGCCACUUCCAAUCCAAAAUAAACUAUGUACCAGGCGAAGAGGAGCGGAAGGAGUCCGCCUAUUGUGUGAUCAUGCUGCUCCGUUGCAUGCAACUUAAGACCAAGGAUCCAGAGGCUUUUGUCAAACUUUACACCCUGGAAGAUCACCUCAAGGAGCGAUUGGAGACUCCUCUCUACCAAGUACUGCGUGCCAAUCUCAUAACCUUCAUUAAAACCGUCCUGGGCCUGAAGGACUGGCCAGAGUUGGACAUCCUGCGCAUUGCUGCCAUCUUGGACACAAACACCUUUGAAAUUAGGCAACCCAGGGAAAGGAGAAAGAUUCGAGCCCUCUUUCCCGGAGCGGCCAUGAUCUCGCACGACUGUGUGCCCAACAUGAGACACCGUUUCGAUGACGAUAUGAACGUGGUUUUCCUAGCCAAGAGGAAAAUAGCAAAGGGCGAGAUCCUGAGUAUUUCCUACACCCAACCGCUGAGAAGCACCAUUCAGCGCAGGGUGCACCUCCGGCAGGCCAAGUGCUUUGACUGCUCCUGCGCCAGGUGCCAGGACCCCGAGGAGAUGGGCAGCUUCGCAGGGGCUCAAACGUGUCCGAAGUGCAAGGCAGGGAAGAUAAUUUCCCUUAACCCUCUGCAAAAUUCCACACCUUGGAAGUGCCAGCUUUGCAAUCUGAAGAGAUCAGCGAAAGAAGUUGUUACUUCUGAUGCAGAGCUUCAACAGGAAUUGGAAACUCUGGACAAGACAACUCCCUUAGCGCUUGAAGACUUCAUAUAUCGUCAUCGUGUUGAUCUCCAUGAGACAAAUACUCAUGUCCUACAAGCCAAAUACGCACUCACCCAGUUAUAUGGAAGCGCUCCAGGAUUUUCCAUGGAGGAACUCUCUGAAAAGUCGCUCAACCGAAAAGUGCAACUCUGCGAGGAACUCCUUAAGCUGGCGGACAUUUUCGAUGGCGGCUGGAGUAUUUUCCGGGGAAAUCUUCUCAUAGAUAUGGAAGAAGCUAUGGUGACUCAAGCUCUGCGCUCAGAAGACGAAGCAGAGUGUGAACAGAAACUCAGAAACGCAUCGGAAAUGCUUAGAGAGAUUCGAAAUAUCAUGAAACAUGAACCGGAAAUGCAACAGGUGCUAUUGGAGCGUCAAGUCAUUUUGAAUUCCGCCCUAGAGCGGUUUGAAAAAGUUGAAAGUUAAGAAUAUAUUUACGUUAUAGUUUUUUCCUUAAUUGUGUUGUUUUGUUGUUUGUGCUUAUAUAGCUAUAGAAUGUUUUAUACAAAAGUCAAUCAAUUACAACGUAAAGAAGGAAACACUUCCGACCCUA
Molecule: messenger RNA, 1859 nt
Organism: Drosophila ficusphila
Lineage: Eukaryota; Metazoa; Arthropoda; Insecta; Diptera; Drosophilidae
Gene: SmydA-2
Product: SET domain-containing protein SmydA-8
Exons: 3
Coding region: 140-1732 (530 amino acids)
Molecular function (GO): protein binding
Source: RefSeq, a predicted model, not a curated record